UAAAAAUAAAACUUGGUCCUCGCUGUUUUUCUCGACAGUUUAGUUCCUUGUGAGACAGGGUACUGUUGCAACUAUAAGAGCGGUUAAACGUAUUGCAGUCUUGAUAGUUUGUCUUGGAUAUAGUAUAAGCAGCCACGAAAGCAUGGCAACGGAGAAGCAGAGUCCGUUCCUGUCCAGUGGACCGACCCGUCGGGACCGUCUCCCCGUGUUGGUCGGGCCGUUGGUCGGCGUCCUGGCCGCCCUGGUGUGCGGGAUCAGCGUGCUGACGGGGGUGGUGGUGGUGCACAACAUGCAGCAGGAGCUGACAGGUGUGAGGCGGGAGUUAUCAGUGCUGCAGACCGAGAAUACCGGACUGAGGGAGCGGCUGGUGGCGGUGGAGAACCUGCUGGAUGGUAAACUUGCUGGACAGGACUGGACUGUUGACGAAUCAGAGGAAGGUGUCGGCCAGGGUGCGGAAGUCGCCAGUACGAGUCUGGAUGACGUGGUGCGAGUCAAGAGACAGGCGAUCGGUUCUUCUGGACUGUUCGAUCGCUGCCCCCAAGGCCCCCCUGGGCGAGACGGACGAGAUGGACCCGCGGGACAGCCCGGGCGGGACGGGCAGCCCGGGACGGACGGACAGCCCGGGACGGUAGGACAGCCCGGGCGGGACGGACGGGACGGAGUUCAAGGCGUGGCUGGACCAAUAGGGCCUGUCGGUGUGCAGGGUCCACCUGGGGACAAGGGAGACACAGGGCCACCUGGAAGGGACAGAGCGCCUGGCGCAGGAGGAAGUGUGUACACCCGUUGGGGGAGGAAAACUUGUGCUGAUAACAGCGGAGCAGAGCUGGUGUACUCGGGUGUAGCAGGAGGCACAGCACAUAACCGGUCAGGCGGUGGGACCAACUACCAGUGUCUGCCCACCGACCCACAAUGGGGGAGGUACGAAGAUGGAGUCCAAGGUGCGGCUUACAUGUACGGCGCUGAGUACGAGUUGAACACAAACGUCCCGUUCGGCUCCACCUCCCUUCACGAUAACGACGUCCCGUGUGCGGUCUGCUACGUCCCAACCCGCGGCAGUAAGUUGAUGAUCCCCGCCCGUAAGACCUGCCCCACCGGCUGGACCCAGGAGUACCAUGGGUACCUCAUGGCUAGUUACCACAACCAUGCAGGUGCUAAAGAGUACGUCUGUGUGGAUGAACAGCCCGAGGCAUUGCCAGGCGGACAGGCCGACCAUAACGGUGCUCUAUUCUACCCCGUGGAAGCCCGCUGUGGGUCCCUGCCGUGUCCUAACUACGUGAACGGGAGAGAGCUCACCUGUGUCGUCUGCACCAAGUAGACCAUUAACGGAACAUUUUGUCAUUUCUAUCAUUUUCUGACACUGAACCACCCUGCUCUUCUCUUGUAAGAUAUUGUAAUAUCAUAUCAUGUGUUUUGAUGUGGCUGGGGUGUUUGGCGUUUGUUUUAAGCCUUUGAAAGUUAGCGUAACGAAGUCUGUGAUAUUGAUAGAAGGCAGCGUUAAUAUGAAAUGUUCUGUGAUUUUGCUUUGUGGUGCAUAUGUACGUUGCCUAAUAAGUAACUGCAUUUCUUGAGAAACUCAGUAAUGUGUGUGUGAUCUGAAUAUCAAUGACUUGUUUGUGAAGACUUAAAUGCGUCCAUUACUAAAUGAUGUUUGAUUCAUUUUUCAUCUCAUCACUGUCAUAUUCAAAUUCUUUGAAUUUAUGCUCAUAUGAAGGUUACCAACUUCAUUGUAAUGGAAUCACCCGACAACUUAGAGAAUAUCAAAUAGCAUUAGGAGUUGGUCGGGAUCAAUAAGAUGGUUAAAUCAAGUCUUUUCCCUCCAUAUUCUUAUUGUCUGUAUGUUGUAGCCAUACCUGACAUUGCCAUGACUCAAUGCGGAAAUUAUGAUUUCUUCUUCUAAAAGUCAAGGUCCUUCCACAUGUUGAUAUCGUUUAUUUUGUGAUGUGCUCAGUGGUUGACAACAUGAUCAGCUUCAACUUUUCGCUGUUUUGGUCUUCACAAUAAACAACCGCAAUUUGUGUGCGAGUAUCAAA
Molecule: messenger RNA, 2030 nt
Organism: Branchiostoma floridae (Florida lancelet)
Lineage: Eukaryota; Metazoa; Chordata; Leptocardii; Amphioxiformes; Branchiostomatidae
Product: short-chain collagen C4-like
Exons: 6
Coding region: 143-1315 (390 amino acids)
Source: RefSeq, a predicted model, not a curated record